This is a messenger RNA of Patella vulgata (common limpet), 10905 nucleotides long. RefSeq names its product constitutive coactivator of PPAR-gamma-like protein 1. Gene Ontology annotation, cellular component: nucleus. The record is from RefSeq and is a predicted model, not a curated record. The transcript is spliced from 16 exons. Bases 213 to 3215 code for a protein of 1000 amino acids. NCBI's taxonomy places the organism in Eukaryota, Metazoa, Mollusca, Gastropoda, Patellidae.
UUCACCUUGAUCAACUAGACUUUCCUGUCUGUUGGGAUUCCAUGUUGAGUCGUGUCUUUUACUCUGACCGAGUCUACCAAGUGCACAGAUGCACAUGGCAAUGAAUUAAUUUUCUGAUUAUUUCUCAUUUACCGUGAAAAGAUGUCCCUUGAAAUCCUAUUUACUUAAAACUUUAGAUCAUGUGAAAUCGACAAAGAAAAGGUGCAGCCAAGAUGGGAAUCAAAUCAUUGCAGGAUUACCUCGAAAGCCAGUGUUCUUCGGCAUGUGUGUCGGUCGAUUUGCUAAAAAUUGCACGGGGGUUUGUGCCGAAAAGGCGUGGCAGACAUGGCGGCUCAUCACGAUUUUGUCUUGUAGUGGAUGCUGAAAGUUGUUUAGAUCGUCUCUAUGGGGGGUAUUACUCAGAUUGGGUCUGUGGUGGACAGUGGAAUCGGAUGACAGCCUUCCUUACGAACCUCGUGCAAGCUUGUCACAAUGCCAACAUGGAACUAAUUGUCUUCUUCAAUGGGGGACUCGAAACAGAACGAUUAUCUGAUUGGUUUGCAGAUCAAAUAAACCAGAAAAAGAAAGUACAUUCAAUUUUGAGACAUUUACAUAAUAAAGGAACACCGCCUCCUAAAGUUUGGUGGAUGCCACCCGUUUUCCUGAAAGGCAGCUUGAGAAUGGCUUUACGACAUCUCAAUGUGACAGUUGCCUGUUCCAUGGAUGAUCACUUCCAGGAAGUCAUAGGUUUCUGCCGAGAACAUAAUUUACAAGGAAUCAUUGCGCAAGAACCAGUUUAUGCCAUAUUUGAUCCACCCCGUUACUUCUCUUCAAAUAAUUUGAAACUCACCUAUAAAGGAUCCCUGGAAACAAAAGAAUAUAUAAUGGAUGAAAUUGCUAAAUGUUUAGAUUUAAAUCCAAAUAGAUUUUGUGUAUUUGCAGCAUUGUUAGGAAACCAUGUUUUACCGGAAGAGGAUAUGUAUGAUUUUUUCCGUGAACAGUUGAAUAAUUGCCGUGGUAGUGAUGGAAAACCACUGAAGAUAUCCCCUGAAAAUGUUAUUUUGGCUGUUGUUACUUUUGUUCGCCAAUUACCAGCCACAGAUGAUCUUGAUAUUAUUGGUGACCUAGUUUUUAAAAAUGCCAAGGGCAAUAAGAACGAGCUAAUUUUAAAGUUUAAACAAAGUGUACAAUAUUAUUUAAAUGGCACCCAUGAAGGCUUUCUUAAAUAUAAACCUAGACCCACAGUGUCAACUGAUGGUCAACUUGGAGGUUAUCCAAGACCAGAUGUACAACAAAAAUCCCAGGAUGUUGGAGGGUAUGUUAAUACAUUAAACCCAAAUGCUCCAGAUAUUCUAAGCAACAACACCAAUAAGAAUAUAUUAAAUGGUUUAGAUGAUGGUUUAGAGUCACGGUUAGCAGAAUUAAGUCUUACAGAUAAUAGAAAUUCACACCCAAGCGCAGGUGAUGCUUCUGCACCCUUAAUGUCUACUUAUAAUAAUAUAUCCAAAUCUAAAAAACCCACAGGACCUAAAUUACCUACAGUUACACCUGAAAUAAUACGUAUAGCCAGUGAAAGACAUCAGAAGGGUUUGAUGUGUUCAUGGAUUUAUCAACUCUUAUCACAGGGAGAACUCAAGCUACCAGUUGUCCUUGAAGAUGAUACCAAUCGUGAAUUGCCGUCAUAUAUAGAUUUAUAUCGUCCAAUUAGACAGACAGUUUAUUCUGUUCUUUUUAAUUUAAAUAAGACAAAGAUUAUACAUGAAACAUCGGACAAAGAAAAGGGAGAUGGUAAAUGUUUUGAUAUACCAGUGAAAGAGUGGGUUAUUAGACGAGGGACAACCAGACCCAGCUUUGAACUUGUCAUUGCCAAACCUGUGGAUUGGAAGACUCCUAGUAUUGAGCGUAUGUGGCUUGGACAGAAUGCUGAUGAUAAAAACCGUCGUUUGCGAGCUUUCUUGACAUGUAUGCAGAGUGAUUCACCUCUGAUGUUUAAUACAAACUAUGUUCCACAGCCUUUACUAGUCAUGUGCUGUGUUCUAAGGUAUAUUGUUCAGUUUGGCCGAGUACUACAGAGACAAGAAUUAGAUGCUUUCCUAGCAAUGGCUGUUUCACCACUAUUAGUUGAUGUACAGACCAUGCAGGAUUUAAAAUUACCUGCUAUACAUCCAAGAGGUAUUCAGCUAGCUUCCCUCUUCAUGUCUGGUGUAGAGACGGCUAUCUUUGCUAAUGAUGUUUGUGGUGCUCCAAUACCAUGGAGCAUGAGUUGCCCAUGGCUGUUUUUUGAUGGAAAAUUGUUCCAUUUUAAACUUCUAAAAGCCAAUAACAACACUCCACUUAUUGAUAUGUGUGAUGGACAGGUUGAUCAAGUGUUACGAGUUGAAAGAAUGCGUCAAGCCAUCUUAGAAAAUAUCCGUGCAGAAUUUGCCAAACCCCUUCUUCCAGCAUCUAUGUAUAAUCCAUAUUCUCAAGCUCCAUACCAAGGUUACCCUCCCUUCCCCCAGGGUGGUCCUGUCAACUACCGCCCAGCAGGUGCUCCAAGAAUGCCCUAUGGUCGAGGUGGUUACCCCCACCCAUUAAUUGGUGGACAACCAGGUUACUCCCCUUCCUCUCCGCCUCAAAGGUCUCCAGGUCGAGGAAGAGGAUUACUAGGUCGUUCACCAGUAGAUGCUAGAGGUGGACAGUUAGAAAUUGCUGGAGUUGUUGUAGGAAGUUGGGGAGCUAAUGUGUCUGGCCAAAGACGAGGACGUUCAGGUGGUCCCUCCCCACAAAUAAUGUCAGUGGGUGGACCUCGCAGGGGUUAUUUGCCAAACCGUCCAAUAAGAGGACGACCAUCUCUGUAUGCUGCUAGAGGUUACAGACCACAGUAUUAUGAAUAUUAUGAAAACCAAAGAGGAUAUGAUUUCUAUGAAGGUCCACCAGCACCAAGAGGGUAUCCACGUAUGACACGUCCUGUCAGAAGACCUGCCAUUAAAUAUAGAGCUAGAGCUGCUAAAGGCAAACCAGCCAAACACACACCAAAAGGUCGUGGGGUCACAGUUGAUGUUUCUAAUGAUGAGAAUGGAGCAGCAGAAGAUGAGGGAGCAGCAACUGAAGAUAUUGUUGGAAUAACUGAGGAUACAAUUGGAGUUUUCUCAGAUGCUGAUGAGGCUACUGGAGCUAUUAAUAAAUUUAGUUCUGAGGAUACUUUUGACAAACCUGGAGAGGCAGCUGGAGCUCAAUUUAAUGACCUUGCUUAAAUUUUUCUGAUGAAGUCUCAAAUCGACCAAAAUUUCUUUCUUAAUCAUUUAAUCAGAUUCUAUAUUGGCUAUCAACAUUUUAGAAAUAUACAAUUAAAAACGCUCAAAUAAGCUAUUCUAUUAUUCAAUAAAUUUAGUCAAUGAUACCCCCACCCCACCACAUGAGCAUUGACCAGGUCAUAUACUAACUAGGUAAUUGAUCAGACCUAGUCAAUUUAGGCCCAUUGUGUCCUCGAUCCAUAUUGUACGAUUUGAUUUGUUUACUUGACGAUAAGUGCAUUAAUAGAAGUUGAUAGCCAGUAACACCUAAAAUUCAGACAGAGACCUAUGGUUGUUAUGUUUAUGAUUGUUUUAUUAUUUAUACACAAAAUUCUGAGUCUCAUGUUAUGAGUCAUAAGGGAACACAAACCCUUGAAAAUUAUCUUAUUUCACAAAUUGAAAAAAAAACCAACCCUCAAACCCUGAAGCUGUGUUAGUUUAGUAGAAAAGUGGUGUCUUAAUAGCCCCUUUGUUUGUUGUUAUACAUGUAACUAGACAAUUCAUCCCAGCCAAAUCUUACAUCUUAGAUUCUGAAUAAAAUGGCUUCCAGAAGAAAGGAGGAUAACUCUUAAUGUGUAGCUGUGAACAACACAACUAGUUUUCUAUUUGUUGUCAAAGUGUUUCGAACACAUACAAUUUUUGACGACGGGCGACAAAGUGUGAUAUCUUGUUAAUAAUACAAAACAAAAGACGCUAAAUGACCAAGGAUAUUAAAUUGAUCGAAGACAUUUAAUUAUAAAAGUGCUCGAUAAAAAAAAGUCAUCCGUUGUUUUUAAGGGCAUUAUUUAUAUUGUAUUGCUCGGUGAAAACAACUUUAUAUAAGUGCUACAUAAACUAAUGAAAGUGACAUUAGUCUAGUGAAAACAUUGCCGUUAUAUGCAUUUACAUUUAAUAUGUUGUCAGUGUUAUGACAUCAUGUGUGUGGGCAUCAUGCCGUGCUAUCAAGUUGUGAUCCUUCAUUUGGAUGCCAAAGAAGAAUUAAAUGGUGAAGCCACCUGUCAACAAUGAACUUAUGUAUGUAUGAGGGAGAAUGUAUGCUUGAUAUAUUUUUGACAGAUUUUUUAUUAAAUGGUAAAUAAAAUGAGAAAUGUAUAUUUUUGUACAUUUCAUAUUUGUUUUUGUUAUUAUAACACCAUCAAAAAAUAUUGGGCAGGUACACAGAAAGUGAUGGAAUGGUUUUGGGCAGCAAGUCUUGAAUAAAAAAGGAAGAAUUAAGAAUUUCAAUUUGUGUGGAUCUAUCGUCAUUUAUUUACUAACUUAUCAGCAUUUAUUUUUAGAAUCAUUAACAAGUUUCUAUGAGCAAGUAUCAUUUUUGUUGAAACAUUGAUCUGGCUUUGUAAUUAUUGUGUUCUAAGAGUUUCAGUAAGACUUAACAUACUUUAUGCAUAUAGUUAUUCAUUUAUUUAAAAACAAAAAGAUCAUAGAUAUGAUAGAGUAAAGUAGUUUAGUAAUUAAGAUUAUUAAUGAAUGAUAGAGAUACAUAUAUUUUUAAGCGGAUUUAAAAGGAGAACUUUUGCCAGAGUGAAUAAAACUAAACAGUUAUGUAGAAUUUAUAUCUCCAAAGUCACAAUGUUUAGUACAAAUAUCCAAAGUUUGAAUUGGAGAUAAUAGAAGCUCUUCUUUUAAAAUCAUUGGAUAUAGAGAAUAUUAUAAUUUGUAAAGAUACUUGAUUUAUUGCCAUCUUAUCUACCAGUAAUUGCUGUAAUUGAAAUGAUCGGGUUUUGUAAUUGACCCCGGUCAGUGCAUAACUUUAAUGACGAAGAUAGCAGAAUUGAAAUGUUAUGUUUCCAAAUUCAAGGAGACAAUAUGUGAUUGUAUACAUAAUGAAUAGAUUCUACUGUGUUAUAUUAAAGAAAAAAGAUAUAAGUUUGAAUUCUUGUAAAGAAUUAAGGAAGGAAAGUAAAGAGUAUAAUUAAGAGAACAAAAUCUAUGUUAGGAAAAAAAACCCUCUUUAUAAUUUAAAGUUUGAAAGCAUCUUUUAAAAAACUUUGCAAAUAUGAAAUGCAACAAAAGGAAUUGUAAGACGAUAGGAAAAAACACAAAAAAUCUGUAAUAAGUGAAGGGAAUUAUGAAAAACUCUUUUUUUAUGUGUAACUUCAUCCUUGGGUUAAACAACCAAGUCGAUAGGUGUGUUAUAAUUAUUGAGAGAGGCCAAAGAAUUCUUUAAAAUAAGAACUUGUGCGUUACAUCAAGGUAGAUAAAAAUAUAUAAAUCACCAAUGUAUUUGGUUGAUAACUUUCUAAUGAACAAGUUCCACGUUGACUUUGUUCUGUAAGGAUGCUUUGCAGUUUAAAUACUGGCAUAUAAGACGUCGUUACUCUUUUCACAAUUAGAUUGACAUGUUUAUUAUAAUGAGUUGAUAUAUAUAAUAAUUAAAUGUUUUAGUUCUAAACAAUCUUUUUUUUCUUUUUUUUUUUGUGGUGAUUAAUUAAUGUAAUACUAAUGAAUGAAAUAAGUAAUUAAUAAAAUUGUUGGUAUAGUAUAGUUACGUCUUAAAAAGCAGUUUUGGGCUUUUUUGUGACUUGAUAAAAAUAUUUAAAAAAAAAAUGGUAAAAAAAAACUGAGGGAACUCAAAGGUCGAGUUACUAUAAAGGUUUGAUAAAUGUUUUAAAAAUUGAUGAAUUGAAUUAUUAUUGAUAUUAAAUUGUAUAGUAAGUAAACUUAUUUAGAAAAAUUCACAGGUUUUAUUCUUGAAGUUAAAGCUCAUUGUUUACAUUGAUCAGUAAUUUUUUAGAAUUAAGUCCUGUUUAUUUUCUCCCCAAAUAAAACAAUUAUAUCCUAUUCAUGGUUUUUUGAUGUCAUUAGUAUGAUUAUAUAACAAAUAAGCGUAAAUUUAUAACUAGUUUAUUAUGAUAUUAUAAUUAUUAAAAGAUUAAUAUAAGUAAACUUUAUGUUUAGAAUGAAAAGAUCUUAAUCUUUCAAGUGUUAAAUUAUGAUUUAUGUUAAAGAUAAUUUUCAAUUUAUAUUUUGUGCUUGGCUAAACAGUUUUAAUUUAAUUGAACUACGCCACAUAGUGCACCAAAGGCAUGAUAUUUCCCCAUUCAUAUAACACUUGUAUAUCAAGGGGAAAAUAGUUAUUGAGAAAUACAACAUGAGCAUGAAUUUAUUAGCCUUACUUUUGUGGUAUGACGUAGGUUAAAUUAAGUUUUAAUAAAAAAUUUAUUUUGAAAGCAUGAUUUUUGACUUUGAUUGGAAGGGUUGGUGCGAUACCGGAAAUAUUCAUUUAAUGUUCUCAUUGAGGUUUUUCAAAAAUGAAUAGAAUAUUUAGCAGAUAUAUGAACAACCUUUGGUACUGAAAUCGGAUAUGUUCUCUGUUAUCAAACUAUCUGGUCCGGUAUUCUCUUAACCCCUUCAAAAAUAUGUAAUGUCUUUUCUAAUUGUGAGCAUGAUUUAAUAUUAUUGUAAUGAUUAUUACGAUAAGUAAGUCUUUGUAUAAGUUUUAAAUGCCUUUAUUAAAAUGUCAUGUAUAAAUAUGUUUAUGAAGACAUGCAAAAAUGCUUAUCAAAAAUGAAAAUACUUUUCGAACAAUCCAGUAGUUUUUAAGGAUGUUUUCAUUUUUGAAAAGCAUUAUUGGAAGUCAGAUUCUGUAUUUUUUGAGCACAAGGUUUCUAAAUUGUGCAUGCUAAAAUGUCUUUAUUAGAUGAUAAAAGCUUGAACCAAACGUUGAUAAUAUUUCUUACUGGAAAUAAAUUUAAAGUGUCUCUGCUACACAAAUGUGUUUAACAUUUUGCCAAAAUGCUAGUUCCUUGCACUGAACACAAUAAAAGACACUGCACUUUCAUUAGUAGCGCACAAUAUAGAGUUUAAUUCCAGAAUUAUUAAUAUAAGGUUCAAACUCUGAACUGAGCUGAUUUCUUUUAAAAAAAAAAAAGAGCAUGAACUAUUUUAGUUUUAUCAAUCUGGUUAGUCCAUGUAUAUUAUAUUAGUAAGAACUUUUUUUCACCUUUAUUUUGAAUAAUUGAUGUAAUUUGAUUAUCUAUAAGAAUACACUUGCAUGUAUACAUUCUUGUUAUUCUAUGUAUUUUAUUGCUAACUAUACGUUAUUCUACGUUCCCUGUGCUCUGUGUGUCGUUAGAUUUUUUACGAAAUUCCUCAGUUCCAAUCCAGUGUGAUAGACAGUUCUACACAUUUGGUCAGGAUCAACACAGAACCUACCUACCUUUAGGUGAGGAGAAUAUUUUCUGGUUACUCAGAGAACAUGGGAAUGUAGAAUGAUUUCAAAAAUUAGGUCAGUAAUUAGGUUGAAAUAUAUUUAUUUGCUGCAGAGCAUUGUUGUAUUGAAAAAUAGUUAAGUCAUAUUGUAUUAAAGAACAAUAUUGGUGUUGGCCAUUAUCGCAUAUGUGAUGGAACUGGUUAAUCAUGUUCCAAAUAUAAUUUUAACACAGAGAUCAUUGCAUAACAAAGAUUUGAAGAACUGGAAGUGAGCAAAAAAAUGGAAAACAAGAGUUAUCCUUCUAUAUAACCGACUGAAGGAACAAGUGGUAACAGAUACAUGGCCGAAUUUCUGCUCACUGAUAAUUUCUUGAAAUCUUAGUUACACAUCUAUCGUAGCAAUGAUACCUGUGUUAAAAUUAUAUUUGGAAUGUAUUUAACCAGUUCUAUCACAUAUGUGAUAAUGACUGACAACAAUAUUGUCCUUUAAGUAAUACUACUUGUAAUCAGGUUACAACUUAUAAGAAACUGGCUAUAGACAUUAAGAUGAUUUAUAUUAGAUUAUUAUUAAAUGGAAUACCUCUGUAUUUUAUCCUUUAGGGUUCAUUCCUUGUUUAGGAAAGUUAACAAAUAAUGAGAAAAAGAAAUGUAUACAGUCUAUCUCUACUGGAAUGGACUGACCUUUAAUUAACAACACAAUCUUUGAUUAUUUUAUUACCUAAAAUCUUUAUAUCAAAUGUGUCUAAUAGAUCCUUCCUACCCCUUCACAUGAGUUCUGCACUUGAUCUCUAAAGGUCGCAAAUAUGUAAACUGUACUAGAAGUCAAAUUGAUAUGUAUCUAAUGUUCAAGUCACUGAUUGACAAAUAUAUUUUUUGGACAAUAUCUAUAUUUUUCUUGGCUUGAUCCAGACUAAAAUUGAUUGAAUUAACAUUCAUUUAAGAAAAUUAAAUCAUAUCAAUGUACAUGUAGCUUGUUUUGACCAUAUCCUAUACAUCGUCUACAGUGGAUACCGAAUGUUAACAAAUUGAAUGGAAUUGAACCAUUUUGGACUGCUAUUCCAUUUAGAUACUCAACGUUCACAAUAUUAUGCUUCCAAGGAAUUAAAACCUUUAAAAUGACUAGACUUUCAGAAGCGAUUUGUUUUUGAUAUAAAGAGUUUAUAUUUUAAGAUAAUGAAGAAAAGUGUUUGAUUGGAUAUUUCCUUUAAAUAAAAUAUUAACACUUUAAUUGUUAGUAAUGUUAAUUGGUAUGGCAUGUAUUUGAUAUAUGUAUUGUUUUAUUUUACUAAGGCUGUAAGUGCACACUUUUUUGAUUUUUCAUUUAUAAAUAUUUAUUUCAAGAAGCAAAAAUGUUUUAAGAAAGGCAAGGCAAUGAAAAUAAUUUGGAUUGUAUUGUGAAUGAUAUUUUCAUUUGUAAAAUGGAUAUCAAAUUAAUAACACUCUUAAAAAAGAGAGGGGUAUUCACAUGAGAAUUGUUUCAAAUUUAUUUGUUUGAUUAAGUUUGACAUCUAUAUUAUUAUCAGUGUACAUGUAGGUUUAAUUUCAACAGUUUUACCUGGCAUUGGCAGGUACGAUCUAGAUCUAAUCGUGCUUGUCUUUCAAGGCUAGAGCACUAUAAGGAUGUUAUUGAGAAUUUUUAAUAACCCAAUUUAUCUCUCGUGAACUCCCCAACAGUGGUUAGUUAUAUGCCACUGAGUAAUUUUGUUAAACUCUCUCUAUACUCAUGUUUAGAAUAUUUAAUGGUUUAGCCAUCAGAAAUUAGAAAAGUCUUUUUUUAACAAGCAUUUUAACUUGGGGCAAAUCUCAUGUGAAUUAUCUACCCUUGUGUGCUGCUAAGGUUUAUUAUAUUUUUUAGGUAUUUGAUGAUUUUUCCUUGCUUUGUGUUAUAUUAGUCUAAAAGCCUCUAUAACUUUGCUAAUGUAUAUCUAUGGUAUGUAAUCACAUUAUGAUAUUACUUGUCAUGUUGACCAAAGUGCAUUGCAUCUUCUGGAAUCAAAAUUCAUUUUUGACAAAAAAUACAAAUUUUUUGACAGUGAAAUAGUCUGGAUUUACUAACAGAAUGAAUCUACUAAAGACCAAAGAUCUAACGGUUUUGGAUGUGAAUUUCGUGCAUUCAGUUUCAAGUGCUUUAUUUUAUUGCAAUCGGAUUAAAACACAGAUCCUAUUUUGUUUCGUUUUUUAUAGUUCAAAAUUUCGUUUUACUUGUCUUUACGACUCUAGGAACUGGAAGAGUUGUUAUAUGACCCGCAUUCUGGAUGAUGUGAGGGAUUAGCCAAUGAAACGGUCUGUUACGGCAAGUUUUUGGCGUGAUGUGCAAGGAACUUUGGGUAAACCACUAGGAACGUUAAUUCUGAUUGAUUAAUCAAUGUCUGACGUCGUAUGAUCAAAAUCCACUUAUAUGACACCUGACGCGACCUUCAAUUACAGCUGGUCAAAUAUUCAUGUAGUGUAGGCCAUCAGAAGUAUAAAAAAAAAAACCGAGACAAAAUGUAGAUCUGUAUUUUAAUCAGAUUUGAUUUUAUUGGAAUGUUAAUUAAACUUCACUCAGACUUUUUGGGCAUUUUUAGUUUGUCUUUUUAAGACAUACAUUUAAUUGGUGUCAAAAAUACUUUAAUAGUUGUCCUAAAUGAAGCUUGACAAUAAUUAGAACAGUGGUCAAGCACAAGUUAACUCUUCGAGAAAAAAGUAAUGGAAAAUAAAUCUGAAUUUAUCGAGUCAUCAAAUAGUAAAUGCAGACAUUUCAUUGACUUAUUCGAGACAUCAAAAUCAUGAAGGAAUAUUUACCAGAAAAGACAGAAUUAUGAAAGGAAAACAGAUCUAUACCUUUGAUAUGGACUAUUAAAUGUCCAGGAAUCGAUACUAAAUUAAAUUUGAAAGAUAUUGUGCUUGAAUCUAUAAAGGUACACACAAAUUUAAAAAUUUUAAAACGAUUUGAUCUUUUUCUUUCUGGACAAAUAUUCCCCAAUGUAGUUAAUAAUAAAUUGUAAUUCAUUUAAUCAUGCACUUUGGUCCAUUGGAUUAUUUCUUAUGAAUAAUAUCCAAUUAGUUAUGAUUUUUAAAUUAGUUAGAUCCAAUGUGUUAGGGAUAAUGGAUAGUACCGUAUAUAGUGACGUCUUACAAAUAUAUUAAACCUAUAUAAACUACAUAUAUAAAUAUAUUUAUUCCACUGUUCGGUUUUUCUAAAAGGUUUUGUCUUUAUAAUAUCUUUAAUAUGAUGGUAAAUUUAACACAGAAAAAAAAUAUUUACAGAUAUCUUUAUUAAGAUAAGAAAACAUAGAGAUAUGAUAAUGUUCGUCUCUGUUCUUUAUAAUGUUAAAUUUCUGUCAUAUAUAUUUUUUUCUGGUAUAACUCCUACUGUAUUAUCAGUUCGGAAAGGUUUCAAGAUUAUAAAAUCGGUAAAUAAUUACUACAUGAUGAAGUGGAAGGUUACGCCCAGGUUUUGAAGUAAACAGGAGUAUGGUUUUGUCUGUUAUUGAAUAAAUGUUGUUUUGUGGUGAAA